GGAUAGGGAGCAAAAUUGGCAGUGGAGACGAAGCACAUUCUCCACCACAUGCACAAUACUUCACUGGGGACGCCCAAAAGAGGCCCUUCACCACAAGACGUACGUCGUCAUUCCCAAUCUGAUCUCUUUAUUCUCCAAGAAGCCGGGGUUUUGCGAACUAGCUAGGAAUUAAUGAAGAAGGAAAAGGGGCUGGACUUGGUGUGGUCACCGGUGGCGUUGAUGGCCGCGAUGCUGUACGCGUGUCAGGCGAGCGGCCACCUUCACCCUCUGAUCCUGAUUCCGGGAAACGGGGGGAACCAGCUGGAAGCCCGGCUUACGGCCUCCUACAGACCGUCCGGACUGGUGUGCAACCGGUGGUACCCGCCCCGUAAGGACGCGGACGGCUGGUUCAGGCUAUGGUUCGACCCGACCGUCCUCUUUGCUCCCUUCACCUCCUGCUUUGCCCGCCGGAUGACGCUGCACUACGACCCCGAUGCCGACGAUUACCGAAAUGCCCCCGGGGUGGAGACCCGGGUUCCUGACUUCGGGUCCACUCGAGCUCUUCUCUACCUGGAUCCUAAUCUCCAGCAAAUUACUUCGUACAUGACAACCCUGGUGAAAUCCCUAGAGGAAAUCGGCUACGUCGACGGCGAAACUCUCUUCGGAGCUCCGUACGAUUUCCGGUAUGGUUUGGCCGCCGAUGGUCACCCAUCCCGCGUCGGUUCCAAGUUCCUGCAAGACUUGAAAGAUCUAAUCGAGGAAGCAAGCUCCUCCAAUGGCGGAAAACCAGUGAUCCUCCUCUCCCACAGCUUGGGAGGCCUUUUCGCCCUCCACCUCCUCAACCGAAACCCCCCUUCCUGGCGCCGGAAAUUCGUCAAACACUUCGUCGCGCUCUCGGCCCCGUGGGGCGGCACCGUCACCGAAAUGCUCACCUUCGCUUCUGGCAACUCCCUCGGCGUUCCCCUGGUGAAUCCGUUGCUGGUCAGAGAAGAACAGAGGAGCUCCGAGAGCAAUCUCUGGCUCUUGCCUUCUCCGGCCCUCUUUGGACCCGGGAAAUCGCUCCUGAUUACCCCGAAUUCCAGCUAUUCCGCGCACGAAAUUGGGAAAUUUCUCGAAGAAAUUGGAUUCCCGGAAGGGAUUCGUCGCUACGAAUCUCGGAUUUUGCCUUUGGUGGAGCGAUUGGGGGAGCCGGGCGUGCCUGUGACCUGCGUGAUCGGGAGUGGGGUGAAGACGCCGGAGACUCUGUUCUACGGGACUGGAGGGUUCGACGAUCGGCCGGAGGUGGUGUAUGGGGACGGAGAUGGAACGGUGAAUCUAGUGAGCUUGUUGGGGCUGGAAUUGUUGUGGGGGGAAGGGAAGGAUUCUGAGGGGCUGAAGGUGAUUAGGGUUCCGGGGGUUUCUCAUUCAUCCAUCCUGGAAGAUGAGGCUGCGCUUGCUGAAAUUAUUGCAGAGAUUUCCGCCAUUAACGCUCAGCUUCUGAGUUCAGUUGUGUGGAGAGAGUGAGUGUCAUCAGCCAUGGCCGUGUGAUCGGACAAAGCUAACUCACUCGAAAAGGGUUCUUCUGUUCUUCCGUUGAAGCAUGGUUUGAAAAUUUUGAGAAUUUAUUUGAAUAUUCUGAUUUUUAUUUUCUAAAUUUAUACAGUUUUUAUUUGGAAUCA
Molecule: messenger RNA, 1637 nt
Organism: Malania oleifera
Lineage: Eukaryota; Viridiplantae; Streptophyta; Magnoliopsida; Santalales; Ximeniaceae
Product: lecithin-cholesterol acyltransferase-like 1
Exons: 2
Coding region: 172-1482 (436 amino acids)
Biological process (GO): lipid metabolic process
Source: RefSeq, a predicted model, not a curated record